This is a messenger RNA of Gadus morhua (Atlantic cod), 1165 nucleotides long. RefSeq names its product metabotropic glutamate receptor 3. Gene Ontology annotation, molecular function: G protein-coupled receptor activity. The record is from RefSeq and is a predicted model, not a curated record. Gene Ontology annotation, biological process: G protein-coupled receptor signaling pathway. Gene Ontology annotation, cellular component: membrane. NCBI's taxonomy places the organism in Eukaryota, Metazoa, Chordata, Actinopteri, Gadiformes, Gadidae.
GUAUGCUUUCAAGACCAGGAAGUGUCCAGAGAACUUCAACGAGGCCAAGUUCAUUGGCUUCACCAUGUACACCACCUGCAUCAUCUGGCUGGCCUUCCUCCCCAUAUUCUAUGUCACAUCCAGUGACUAUAGGGUUCAGACGACCACCAUGUGUAUAUCGGUCAGUCUGAGCGGCUUCGUGGUGCUGGGCUGCAUGUUCGCUCCCAAGGUCCACAUCAUCAUGUUCCAGCCCCAGAAGAACGUGGCCAGCCACCGAGUGAACCUCAACAGGUUCAGUGUCAGCGGGCCCACCACCUCCUACCCCUCUCAUGCUUCGGUCAGCACCGCCCAGUACGUCCCCACCGUCUGCAACGGGAGGGAGAUCGUUGACUCCACCACUUCCUCUCUGUGACGAGCCCCCUUGUAUCUGCCCCCCCCCACUGCCCCCCCCCCCACCCCCCCACCCGAAUUCCUCGACUGUUAGAAGAAAAUGAAAAAAAACACCAUCAUCCCCCAUGUAUUCUUUCAAGCACACAUUCUCACACACACACACACACACACACACACACACACACACACACACACACACACACACACACACACACACACACACAUCCUGCAGACAAAUGCAUUAGAAAGCACAGACACACACAUGGACACGCACACACAGACACACACUUCAACCUCACUCGUGGACUAGAACUUUAUUGUUUCACAUAUGUAGAAAGUGUGUAACUAUGAUUAAAUUAUUUUCUAGGGAUGUAAAUAUAAGGAAUCAAUAUUGUUGUAAGUAGAGACACAAAAGAACAAAAAAAAAAGUUUUUAGGAGGAAUUUUGAAGCCUUUGUUUUUUGAUAGCAGUUUGUUAUGAUACUGUGUAAAUAGCCAGGGUAGCAAUCAUGGGGAGGGAGGAGGGGGAGGAGGGGGAGGGUGGAGGGGGAGGAGGGGGAGGCGUGGGGGGCUGGCAGUGUGUGGAUGGCCGCCCCACCCUUCAAUAUCCGGUGGACUUUUAUUUCGAUGCUUUUUUGUAGUUUUCAUGGUAAUAACUGACUGUAUGCAUUUCUAUUGUGUAUCUGUAUAUUUGUAUGAUAUACUACUGAUGGUUCGAACAGCACAAUGUUAACAUUAUUGUAACUUUAGAAUGAGUGUGGAAUAGCCUAGAAUAUAUACGAAGGACAAGUAAAAAA